This is a messenger RNA of Panicum hallii, 591 nucleotides long. RefSeq lists its product as uncharacterized. The transcript is spliced from 2 exons. The record is from RefSeq and is a predicted model, not a curated record. The coding region runs from base 78 to 380 and encodes 100 amino acids. Lineage: Eukaryota; Viridiplantae; Streptophyta; Magnoliopsida; Poales; Poaceae.
GUGAGAUUCCGCGCUUGUAUACGGUGCCACUCCCGCAGCAGAGAGCUGACCCCCCGAAUACCCUAGUGGCGGCGGCGAUGGACGAGCGAGGCGGCGGCGGCAGCGGCGCGGAGGCGGAGAGGUGGCCGUGGUGGGCGGCGGCGAGCGCGGCACAAGCGGCGGCCGGGGUCGCGUGGUUCCGACGGGGCAAGGGCGGCACGGCGGUGGCGAUGCCGUUCAAGGCGUUCGCCAUCGCCUCCCUCUUCGUCGGCGCCGGCGCCACCGCCGCCGCCGCCGGAGUGCUCGCCGCGGGCGUCGGAUCGGUGGAGGACAUGAAGGACGUGGGCGCGAGCAUCCGGAGGUGGAUGGGAGCUCCUCCUCGGCGAGUGGGAGGUGACUAACCCGCACGCCGCGACUGUGAUCUGGACGACAAUUUUCAGCCCUGCUAGGAAGCUAGAAUUCAGAGAGGUGGAUGUGAUCUGGGUUGCUUCACAUUUGAGAGCUAGGUGUGUGUCACUCUGAAUUGGUGUGCAAAUGAGUAAUAAGAUCACUGUUGUACUGUAGUACCUUGUAUCACAAGCUUAUUUUUGAUCAAAAUUUAUCCUCUCCUUC